AAUGGAUUAAUAUAACUAGAUUUCUGGCGGUUGGCAACUGGUGGGCACUUAUCCUAUUUGCUCUCAGGACUGUAGCGAAUCGAGCUAAUUGAAAUUAAUACGUUUAGUGAAGAAAAGAACACGUAGCAGUGACUUCUGAUUGGAUAAGAAAGAAAGGGCAUGUCGCAUUUUAGAGAAGGGCGUUAGAGCGGUUGCCGAGUUUGAGGUGCAUGCGCUGAGGAACGUCUUCUCUUUUCGUUGGGAACACCCUCACGAGAGGCUCAUUCCAGAGGUGGGCCUCCAUCCGCUUGGAUUGAAACAGGUGGAAUAGAAAAUGGACGAAGUAGAGGAGGCGAAGGAACGAUUUUUGAAGAUAGUCAACGAGGCGAAGAAGCUGGGUGUGGGGCGCGAAAGGUUCGCCAGGAUGGUGGCGGCCCGACGUCCUCAUAAACCGUCUUCGCGCAUUCCGUACUUCCUCGCCUUCACUGGGAUCCUCGCUUUAGUCUUCAAAGCCGAAUUGUACACCACUAGUGGCAUCGCAGUCGCUUGGAUCUACUGGAACAAAAGGGACCCAUUAUCCGAAAAGUGUACUGUAUGGAUGCCAGAUUUCAUAUCCAGGGCCCUCCGUCCUCCUGUCGACUGCAAGAUGUGCAGGGACGUCUACGAAAUCGAUCGUGUCUCUAACUUAACACCGCAAGAAUUCGAAGAUCGUUACGCAUUCAGCGGAAGACCGGUCAUAAUUACUGACGGAAUGAGGAACUGGACAGCACCACAAGUAUUCGAUUUUGAGUUUUUCAAGGCUUUAUAUGCUGAUAGCACGGCCCAGGAGAAAUGCCAGUUUUUCCCUUACCAGACAGAAUUCAGAUCUCUGUGGCAUGUUUUUCAAAUGAGCGAGGAAAGGGCACGUCUGACUGACGGUACAGCGCCUUGGUACAUCGGUUGGAGCAACUGCGAUGACAAGGUGGGAAGGAUUUUGAGACAGCAUUAUACCAGGCCGUACUUUCUUCCAGAAAACUCGGAAAACAAGAACACCGACUGGAUUUUCAUGGGAAGCCCAGGGUACGGGGCUCAUUUGCAUGUGGACAACGUAAAUAAUCCUUCUUGGCAGGCUCAACUAGUCGGAAGCAAAAACUGGACAUUAGAGCCGCCCCCAGAAUGUCUCUACGAAUGCAAAUCUCACCUGGUUACUAUUUACCCCGGAGAGAUAUUCGUCCUGGACACCAAUUCGUGGUACCACUCGACCAAGAUCGUAUCCGAAGGCAUCAGCAUUACCAUAGGCGCUGAGUACGAUUGAAAAUGUAAUAAAUAUAUUUGUUGUACAUA
Cimex lectularius (bed bug) is the source of this 1302-nucleotide messenger RNA. RefSeq names its product bifunctional arginine demethylase and lysyl-hydroxylase JMJD6-A. Bases 314 to 1273 code for a protein of 319 amino acids. NCBI's taxonomy places the organism in Eukaryota, Metazoa, Arthropoda, Insecta, Hemiptera, Cimicidae. The record is from RefSeq and is a predicted model, not a curated record. The transcript has 6 exons.